AUCGAUGAGAGAAGCAAAUGAGCACGACAGUCUGAGCGUUUUAUCACAUGGAUUAUGCAGAUAUAUUGGUUCUUCUCAGAUUUGCCCCCCGAAGAUGCUACCAUGAGUAGAGACUCCCAUUAAUCGGAAUGAAUUCCAUGGAUUUGCCCGUGUUCAUUCAAAUUCACGAUCAUCCACUAGUAGCACUCGCGUGCCUAUCUCUCCUUGACCCCGCCUGCUCCGGUCAAUACGGUCCGCCCAGAUUCAGAGUGAGUAGGUAACAUCAGUAUUUAUGCGUGUUUCGGCAUCUUUUUGAUCAGUGACUGUCAUCCCACUAAAGUCACUGUACAGUAUCGUAUAAUUUAGAUCAUAUUUGUGCUUUAUCAGUUUAGAUGACUUGCUCAAAAAUGCAAAGCAAUAGCCGGUGCGUGGUCUAAUUGGCAGCACCCACGACCAACGGAAAGCCAACCGGGAGUCGACGGAACCUCGGGAACCUCACCGGAGCUUUCUGUCAAGACAAGUGCUUUCUCUCAAGUGUGCAAGGCUGCAUCGAUAGGACUGGAAUGUGUCUGUUCAGAUUAGACUGUCGGAGGAACGAAGCCGAAGCACGGGACCGGGAUCAGGGAGAAGCAGGAUGCUGAACCGCGAUCAGGGUGGAUCUAUGUGGACUCGAGGUGUACCCUGAUUUCCCAGCCCCUCCCCCUUCCCUCAAUCACCCCCACCCUACAACCUGUUUACUCCAUCCAGCACACUACAGUCACCAUGACGUCCACCUUGCAGACCCUUGCCCUUAAGCUGGCCCCUCCUUCAAGAGAAGCUGGACCAGAGCAGAUGGAGCCUUGUAAUGGAGUGGGGCGAAGUUAUGAGGUGGUCCCCUCAGUGGUCUGCUCUAUGUGCUGUCUCUUCGGAAUAAUCUAUUGCUUCUUUGGUUACCGCUGUUUUAAGGCUGUACUCUUCCUGACGGGGCUCAUGUUCGGUUCUGUAAUCAUCUUCCUGCUCUGUUACAAAGAGCGAGUAUUGGACACACAGCUGAGCGUUGAGGCCAGCGUGGGCAUUGGCCUGGGCAUUGGCACCCUGUGUGGCCUAGUGACCAUGUUGGUACGCAGCGUUGGGCUUUUCAUGGUGGGGCUGCUCCUGGGACUGCUGGUGGGUAUCGGGACCAUGAUAGGAAUGGAGGAGCUGUCGUCCAACCCCCCGCGGUCUGUAUGGGUGCCCCUGGGUGUCCUGCUGGGGCUGGGCAUGCUGUUCGCCGUCCUCACCCUGCAGUGGCAGAGGUGCUUCACCACCCUCUCCACAGCUGUGUUUGGGGCUGCAGUGAUAGUCGUGGCUACAGAUUAUUUCGUGGAGCUCUUCGCUUUGGUGAGGUAUAUUUACGAGCGGGUGAAAACGGGCCCCCGGGAGCCAGUGUGCUGGACUACGUGGGUGGUCCUGGGAGCCUGGCCUGCUCUCGCCCUGCUGGGUGUUUUGGUGCAAUGGAAAGUGACAGCAGAGGGCUACUCCCACACGAAGGUGAUGAUCAGUCGCCAGCAGCGGCGAGUUCAGCUCAUGCGUAUUCGUCAGAAAGAGGAGAGGAGGGAGAGCAGCAGAAAGAAAAAGAAGAAGCAGCCGCAGAACUCAAACCACACACAUGCCGCCAAAGCCCUGCACCCAGAGCCCGCCUACCGCAGGAAACCCAACCCUAUACGACGCUUUGAUGGAGAUGUGCUUUCUCCUAGCUACAUCCAGAGUUUUCGGGACAGACAGGUGGAUGGACGUGCUUAUCCUGUGGGUGGACUGAUGACUGCGGGUCACACAAGUGUGGACAUGGACUAUGACUGUGGAUCCAGGGUCCCCCUCACUUCUGGGGUCGGACCACAUGUUCGAGUCUGACCACAGUCACUUCUUGACAAAAACACACACACAAACACUCAAAUCCGGUGCUGCCCUGACCCUGGGUCCUGCACACACUGAGGCUUGGGUCUCCACAUCAUUCGAAACCAACAAUGAAAGCACUUCUAAUUAUAAUACUAGACGCAUCAUUCCGAGACCACAGUUGUAUUAAAGAGCUGCUUUAACACACUCAAUCACACUAACACACUUUACCUGAACAUGUGCCUGAGACGUGGCAUUCUGUUCACCUAAUACUGAAACCAUCAUGAGGUGCUCCAAACAAAGAAAAAUCUGGUCACCAUUUUGUCAAAUUUUCUUAAAACGUCUGUGGUGAAUUAGCGUGUUGCCCGUUCAUCAAUGUUUCCCGAUAUUGCAUUUCUGUUUGUGAAAAAUUCGUCAGUUGGUGCUGAAUCUUGUCUUUGUACUACAACGCUGACUGCUAUUUUGAAGUCAGCCGUUCCUCCUCUCAUUGUUAAGUCUGUGGAUUCCACCAGUCCAUGUCUGUACUGUGAGAUCCUGCAUUCCAGCCCAGGACUGUACCAAAUACCGUCGAGCAGGGGUGCCUUCGAGACACCACUAAGAAACUCUCUCAGGAGAAUCUAACUCCUUAGCCUUCUUUCAGAAAGGCUGUAGGGCAAAGAGCCAUAUUACUGCUGAUCAGAGCCACCUGGUCCACUCUGGGAUGCAGAGCUGAAUGCCUGGUGAUGAAAAGAACGAGGACAAGAUGGAGGAAAAGAGCGAAGAUGAUACUCAGGGACAGCGUGGAUGUUUUAGAAUUUCGGGGGAAGAUCUAUAAAGUUCAUGGACAAGAAAUGAUGAUGCAAAACAAAAAAUUUGUCCCCUCGGAUGCAAGUGCAAAUGUAUGUCAUCAUGAGCGUUCAGUUACUGCUGUGUAUAAAACUACUUUGCAAGUAAACAUAUAGGGUGGACAUUAGGGUUGAGGAGCAAAUGUCCUCCU
Molecule: messenger RNA, 2806 nt
Organism: Carassius auratus (goldfish)
Lineage: Eukaryota; Metazoa; Chordata; Actinopteri; Cypriniformes; Cyprinidae
Product: transmembrane protein 198-B-like
Exons: 5
Coding region: 742-1848 (368 amino acids)
Biological process (GO): positive regulation of canonical Wnt signaling pathway
Cellular component (GO): plasma membrane; cytoplasmic vesicle
Source: RefSeq, a predicted model, not a curated record